Molecule: messenger RNA, 1509 nt
Organism: Anisakis simplex (herring worm)
Lineage: Eukaryota; Metazoa; Nematoda; Chromadorea; Rhabditida; Anisakidae
Source: the annotation of a GenBank genome assembly
AUGGAUGAUUUGGUAGCGGAUGACAUCCUUUUUACACCAUCUUCGUCGCUAAAAGAUGCUGAAGAAAAUCGAACUUCUAUUCCCAUUUUUAAUGAAUCACGCAUCUCAGGAAUUCUGUACAAAUGGACAAAUUAUGUAUUGGGUUGGCAACCAAGGUAUUUCGAAUUGGAAGAUGGUGUUCUGGUUUAUUACAAAAACAAAACUGAAAAACAGUUCGGCAGUCGAGGCUCAAUUACGAUUCAGUGUGCUCUUAUUGCGAAGGCAGUACUGCAUUUGAAUAUCGAUGGUAAUAUUCAGGAUAAUGAAGUGGAUCUGUGUCGGUUUGAUAUAGCAACGAAUGGUGUUAUUUGGUAUUUAAGAGCAGAGAAUAGGAACGCAAAAAAUGUUUGGUUGAAUGCACUCAAUUUGUAUGCGACAGAAUUGAAAGAACGCGUUCGUAAACUGGAAGACUAUCGUGACUUGGCAGCGAGGCAACGAAAGCGCAUUGAGCACCGCAUUAAUGAAUCGGUAAUGAAAUGUGAAUCGUCACCGAAUACGGAUACAAAUGCUGAUCAGACUAGUGAAGAGUUGAUCCGGGAUGAUGGUCUAGCCUUUAAUGCAACAACGUCAGCUAUUAUCAAUGACAUUAAUAUAUUAGAUAAAGUUGUGCUUGGAGCAAUAUCGGAAGUGAACGUGGACGAGUGCGCUUUGUCAUCAAGUCAUUUCGAUGGCAGCACCGAGGCUGUUGGUAACGUUGUUAGUGACGAUGAGCAGGAUUGGCAUGACGCUAGAGAUGUGUCGUUGGAUAUGAAAUCUGAUAAGGACUGUACAAACAAGCAACUGACAACACCGUCUGUUGAUAAUUGUGAUGAUAAGCGCUCAAAAAUAUCACCAUCUGGUAUAUUAACAUUACCUAAGAAUCAUUUAUUAUCAUCUGAAAUUGAGUCGAUAACUAUGGAGCAACUACGGUAUGCUAAAGCUGGUGUUGAAGAACAGGGUGUGUCUGCACGAGAAUUCAUUCAUUUCUUUUUCGAACCCAAAUAUAAGAUGACGUGGGAUGAAACCGUCGAGGCGGUAAACGUUGUCGAAUCAUUAUCAGAUGAUACCGUGAUACUCCAUCAGGUGCACAAAAGAGUGUGGCCCUCAGCUCAGCGUGAAUCAUUAUUCUGGUCGCAUGUGCGUGAAGUGAGUGCAUAUAAGGAUGCAGAUGCGUGUGAUCUGUUCAUAACGUGCAAUCAUGAUUGUGAAAGACCCGAUAUACCUUUGAAAAGUACCAGUAACGUUCGCGUUGGAUUAACAAUAGCAAUGGUUUGUGAAACGGUGAUCAAGGAAGGUUGUAAUAAGGCAAAACAUCAGCUGAAUCGUAAUGAUAUAUACUGUCGAGUCAUUUAUGUUGCUCAAGUGCAUCCUGGUGGAUGGGUUCCAAGUGCAGCGUUGCGUGUUAUUUACAAACGCGAAUAUCCAAAAUUCUUGAGAGGAUUCACUAAAUACGUUGUCAAGAAUUUGAAAUCACGUCAGUUGUGCAUCUGA